AGAAUUCUCUCCUUCCAAUCCGAUCGUUCCUCUUUUGCCAGUCGAGUUUGAGUCAGCUGUUUAGCCGGUACAGUCGUUCUCUCGAGAAUUUUUUUAACGUUUUUAUUAUUUUCUGAUCGCCUGGAAGUUUUUACUCGUCCACAUAUCGAAGAUGUCUUGUUCAGUACCAGUAGCUCCCGCACCACCAGCACUUAAAGAUCUACCCAAGGUAGGAAGCGACUUCAAAAGCGAGCUGGAAGGCUUCAAUUCCAGCAAAUUGAAGAACGCGGAUACUCAAGAGAAGAUCGUGUUGCCAUCAGCCCAAGAUGUAGCACAGGAAAAAACACAUAACGCCCUUAUAGCGGGGGUGGAAAACUUUAAUUGUGCCCUCCUGAAAAGGGCGGAUACCAAGGAAAAAAUUGUGCUGCCCAGUGCACAAGAUGUGGCAGCCGAAAAAACGGAGAAGGCAUUGAUCGAAGGCAUCGCAAAAUUCGACGCCACCAAACUGAAACACACAGAAACUCAGGAAAAGAAUCCACUGCCAGACAAAGAAGUUGUUGAACAAGAAAAGACGCACAAAAACCUGCUUAGCGGCGUCGAGCACUUUGACAGAUCCACAAUGAAACAUGCGGAAACGACUGAAAAAAUUGUUCUGCCAGAUUCACAAGCCAUCGAACAGGAGAAAGUCCAGACCAACCUCCUCUCGGGCAUCGAAAAUUUCGACAGUACCAAACUGAAACACGCCGAAACACAAGAGAAGAACCCACUGCCUACCAAGGAGACCAUCGAUCAGGAGAAGAGCGCUUGAAGUCAGUCCACACGCGACCUCUCUCUCUCUCUCAAUUUUUUAAGUCGAUUUUUGUAAUUUUUUUACUUUUAUAUGAUAUCGAACUAUUUAUUACGUUAAGAUAAUAUAUCCAAUGUGGCCAAUUAUCGAGUAUCCUAUAGAGUCCUAAGGGUUCUUGUUUAUGACAAACUUUAUUUUCGCGCUAAACUACCAACCAAUGCCAAUUUAUAGAGAAUAAGUUGAGAAUUUUUGUCAUAAACGCGGAAGCUGUGAGUAAAAGUCCUUCCACGAAUAAGGCUUUUAUAUUAUGUGUAGAUUUUUGAUUUUUUUAUAAUUAAUAAUAUAUUGUACUUAUUUUUUGACAUUGUCUACAAUAUAAUAUAGUGUCCAAAAGUUUAUUUGCAUAAAGUUAUGGUGCUUUAAUAAAUUUGUCUAUAAAGA
This is a messenger RNA of Sitophilus oryzae (rice weevil), 1207 nucleotides long. RefSeq names its product thymosin beta (gene cib). The transcript is spliced from 6 exons. Bases 152 to 787 code for a protein of 211 amino acids. The record is from RefSeq and is a predicted model, not a curated record. Lineage: Eukaryota; Metazoa; Arthropoda; Insecta; Coleoptera; Curculionidae. Gene Ontology annotation, cellular component: cytosol. Gene Ontology annotation, molecular function: actin monomer binding. Gene Ontology annotation, biological process: actin filament organization.